This is a messenger RNA of Aspergillus terreus NIH2624, 1224 nucleotides long. RefSeq lists its product as uncharacterized. The transcript has 3 exons. Lineage: Eukaryota; Fungi; Ascomycota; Eurotiomycetes; Eurotiales; Aspergillaceae. The record is from RefSeq and is a predicted model, not a curated record. Bases 1 to 1224 code for a protein of 407 amino acids.
AUGAAUUCGGACCGCGACAACGUCUCCCCUCUUCUUACACAGUUGAUCCCAGCAGGUCACUGUACCUGCCAAUCAUCCACUUCAUUUCAAUGCGCUGACUGUCUUACCUGUCUGGCCUCGCCACGCUCCUCCAACCCGGAACACCCUGCACCGUGGAGUUUCCAAUAUGGAAGAGACGACCAGACCCUGGGUUUGAACAAGAAUCAAUGCGACGAGUCGUUCCCCGGCCUUUUCCAGGACAUCAGCCGGGCUGUCCAAUACUGGAAGCCGCGAGGAGGGAUAUCAAAAGAUGACCUGGAUGCAAUUCCAUUCGAAAGCGGCAUGGCCCGCGCCAUCAUUUCUAACGGAGAGUUGUAUAUAGUGGCCACCAAGGCAAAAGGGAAGGAUCAUCGCACCAAGAUCCUGGCCACACUGGGGUCUAUAUACCGUGCCUUAUCGUCGUCUCCGACUCGUCUUUCUCUCCCUACAAUAGAGUUUGUCUUCUCUAUUGAAGACCGGGUAGACGACAUCGACGCUACCGGCCAUCCGGUCUGGGUGGUGUCAAGGAAGGUCUCCGAAGAGUCGGUAUUCUUGAUGCCAGAUUUCGGAUACUGGUCCUGGGCGAAGAGUCAUAUCGGCCCAGCGAAAGCUCGUGUGGAGAGAGGAAAGCUGAGCUUUGCACCGAAGCUCCGUCGAGCACUUUUGGAUGUUGCGCGCGGCAAGCCUUGGGGCGACGUGAAGGAGUUGGAGUGGAGUAACAAGGAGAACUUUUUGACCAUGGAAGACCACUGCCGGUAUAUGUUUAUCGGACAUGUUGAAGGGCGCGCCUAUUCUGCAUCUCUCAAAUAUCGCCACGCCUGUCGCUCCGUCAUCGUUGCACAUAAGCUGCAAUAUAUUCAGCAUCACCACUAUCUCUUGGUAUCCUCAGGUCCUGAACAGAACUACGUUGAAGUUGAAAGAGACUUUUCCGAUCUACCGGACCGAAUGGACGAGUUGCUGAACGAUUUAGAGAAGGCACAACGUAUAGCCGGUAAUAAUGUCAAGACAUUUCGAGAGCGAUACCUAACGCCGGCCGCUGAGGCAUGUUACUGGAGAGCGUUAUGGGAGGGAUGGAAUGAAGUCUCGAUGAACAUCACACGCGAUCCUACACAGCCAUCAGAGCGGGGGAUGCGAUAUGAAUCGUUCGUGCUGCUAGAGAGUGAGCAAAUGCUCUGGUUUUCAUUUGGGCAAGGCGAACGACGAUGA